UCUUGCGCAUUUUCGCUGCAGUUUAGCUUCCUUCACCUCCUCCAGCGCCAGCGCCAGCCAGCCAGCCAUGCACGCCGCCGCUGCCCUCCGCCUCGCACGGCACUCCGCCGCCCGCGCACCCGUCGCCCGCCGCGCGCUCGCCACCGCCGCCGCCCACCACGCCGACGUCAGCCCCGCCGCCGCAUCCUCCUCCAAGGCCUCCGUCAUCCCCCUCUCCAACAUCGAGGCCCAGUGGGAGAAGAUGCCCGAGGAGGACAAGGUCGCCGUCCACGCCCAGCUCGCCGAGCUCCAAAAGAGGGACUGGAAGACGCUCUCCGUUGACGAGCAGAAGGCUGCGUACUACGUCGCGUUCGGCCCGCAUGGCCCCCGCAAGCCGGUCUUUGCCCCCGGGGACACGCUCAAGAUCUUCCUCGCGUCCAGCGCCGCUGUCGGUGCCGGUGUCCUGAUCUUCCUGGGCGUGCGCUCAAUGGCCCCCGAGGCGCCGAAGACGAUGACGAAAGAGUGGCAGGAGGCCGAGACGGAGCGCGCAAAGGAGCUCAAGAUCAACCCCAUAACCGGUAUCGCCUCCGAAGGCUACACCGGCAAGGGCUUCGUGUCUCUGCCGUCCAAGUAAUAGACCCUGUAAAACAGCACGCGCGGAGCAAAUGGCAUCUGUUUUUUCUGGUCGUCAAACGGACGCGGCACCCCACUCGGGCGGCGGCGCGCACGCGUCUGCCGCCCUCAACGUUCUUUUGUCGUCAAGUAGACUGUAUAUUCUCGCUAAUGCUAAUGAGAACUAUGCGCGGUCAUGGAGUUACUAUGGA
Schizophyllum commune H4-8 is the source of this 803-nucleotide messenger RNA. Its product is annotated as COX4-domain-containing protein. The record is from RefSeq and is a predicted model, not a curated record. Bases 68 to 613 code for a protein of 181 amino acids. Lineage: Eukaryota; Fungi; Basidiomycota; Agaricomycetes; Agaricales; Schizophyllaceae. Gene Ontology annotation, biological process: mitochondrial electron transport, cytochrome c to oxygen. The transcript has 4 exons.